This is a messenger RNA of Anopheles nili, 2540 nucleotides long. Its product is annotated as protein pangolin, isoforms A/H/I/S-like. The transcript has 4 exons. Gene Ontology annotation, biological process: canonical Wnt signaling pathway; regulation of transcription by RNA polymerase II. The coding region runs from base 1 to 1941 and encodes 646 amino acids. The record is from RefSeq and is a predicted model, not a curated record. Gene Ontology annotation, cellular component: beta-catenin-TCF complex. Gene Ontology annotation, molecular function: DNA-binding transcription factor activity, RNA polymerase II-specific; RNA polymerase II cis-regulatory region sequence-specific DNA binding. Lineage: Eukaryota; Metazoa; Arthropoda; Insecta; Diptera; Culicidae.
AUGCCCAAUACUAACGAAAACUCACAUUCCGGCUCAAAUUCGACGGCGUCGGCGGCGGCGGCGGCGGCAGCAGCGAAUGCCGGUGACGACCUCGGUAGCACGGACGAGGUGAAAGUUUUCAAGGACGAGGGCGAUCGUGAGGAUGAGAAGGCCUCGUCCGAGAACCUGCUCGAGGAGAAGUUCAAUCUGAUCGAUCUGACCGAGAGCGCGGAAAACCUGGUGAAGAAUUCGUCGACGCGCCAGGACCUCAGCCCGUCCUCGUAUGUACCCGUCAGUCGCUCGGAGCAGUCCUCAUCUGGCAGUGGUGCCGGAGCAGGUGGCACGGGAACCGGCAGUGGUGGCACCAGCAGUGCGGGUAAGCUCAACUCACCCGACCACUCGCCGGGCUUCAGCAGCAUGGGUUACUUGCCACCGUACCAGUACUCUAGUGGCACGGCCAGUGCGCUGCAAGCCGCUGGGUCGAUGGGCAAGGGGGCAUUGGGGCUAUCACAGUUUUUCUGCAACGAGGAUCCCCUUUCAAACCCACCUCCCGCACAUUGCGGGAUCCUGCCCUACCAGCUCGAUUCGAAGGCGAUUGGACUAUCGGCGCGGCAGUCGCUGUACUCGUUCUCGACGAGCCAGUACCCUUACCCGUCGAUCCUGUCGUCCAACAUGCUACCGGUUCCACCGUCAUGGCACACUCCCUCCAUGUACUCGACUGCCCCCAGUUUCCGCAAUUCCUAUCCCUCCUCUCUGCAGAUCUAUACCACCCUUGCUAGUGAUUUAUACUCGCGUUACCAGUCCUCGCAGUCGCUGCUUAACUCGGUGCACUCGCACAACGUGCUCAACCAAAGCCUGCAACAGGUGAAGCAGGAGUCAGGCGUGGGACUGGUGGGCGCUGGCAGUGCGGGGGUUGUGGUCGGGCAGGACAUGUCCCACAACUACAGUGUUCGACAGCACGGCCUCAGUCCGGGCAGCAAGGGGGGAAUUGUCGAUCUGCCUCAGGAGCUAACAAAUCGCUUCGGUCGUGCGCAGAGUGUGGGUAGCACAGGCAGCGGUGGCGGUAGUGGCGGCAAUGGCGGUGCAGGCGUCGGUAGCGGGAUUGGCAACGGAGCAAACAGCGGUGGAAGUAGUGGCAGCGGCACAGCUGGGUCAAGCUCCAAAAAAAAGUGCGCUUCCGAACGGGCACAUCACCAACAGCAGCAGCAGCAGCAGGCCCACCAGCAGAACCAGCAGCAGCCGAACCGGCCACAUAUCAAGAAGCCGCUAAACGCGUUCAUGCUCUACAUGAAAGAGAUGCGCGCGAAGGUGGUAGCAGAGUGUACGCUAAAGGAGUCGGCUGCCAUCAAUCAGAUCCUCGGGCGAAAGUGGCACUCACUGUCGCGGGACGAGCAGAGUGUUUAUUACGACAAGGCACGCCAGGAGCGCCAGUUGCACAUGGAGAUGUACCCCGGUUGGACGGCCCGGGACAACUAUGGCUAUGGUUCGAAGAAGAAACGGAAAGCGAAAAAGAAGGACCAACUGGGUAGUGAACCUCCCACCAGAUACAUUAAAAACGAAACGGGUCGCGCCAUACUGCGUGUUAUUUCUGGACCAAAAGCCUUUAAGAUCGUUAUCUUUGCACGAUUGACACCCAUUCCAUUCGGACUGCAAAAUACAAUAUUUGGUAUAAGUUCGGUGAAUACACGAAGCUAUCAUGUUGGCACAGUUAUCGGGUUACUCCCAGCGCAAACAAUUAACGUAUACCUUGGCUCAAAGCUGCGUUCCAUUCACGAAGUGCUAAACGAUCACAACGCAGCACUAGGAUUGGCAGGGUAUGGUGUAUUCGUUGUGGAGGUUAUAGUAGGAGCUGCGUUGAUGGUGUGGGUGAUUCAAAAGGCACGGUUGGAACUUUCUGCAGCGCUGCUAGCAACGACCGAUGCAGAUUCUGAUGAAAAAAUUUUGAUCGAAAUUGAAGCAUGAUAGUAUUCCCUUCGUUUUCAUGCAUGUCUUUCCACACUAGGCUAGUGAAAUCAGUCUAAUAAUUGUAUUAUUUUAGGUGAUAUCAUUAUUUAUUGACCCUCGAUAGAGCCUCGUUAAAUUUUAAGAAUCAAUAUUUAAAAUAGUGAAUUCGAAAAAAAACAUCUUAUAAUAUGAAAAAAGAAAUGUUACCGCAAAAGUGGGUAAUCAUUUCAUGAGAAUAAUUUUAUAAAAUGCAAGACUAGUGUUUUUACAAAAUGAGUCUCAAUCACGCGAAUCUAUAGAAUCGCAAGCUUAUUCCACGUUCUCGUGACUGUCUUGAAAAACCGUCCAAGCACGAAAGGUUUGAUUUUGUAUAUUCUCGAAAUAUGUAUUAAUCUGAAUACAGUAUAAAGUGGUAUCUGAGCAUAAAUAAUGAAAGUUAAUGAGGAGAAGGCUAAAAUCAACAGUUUUAUAUUUUUUGAUGUCGAUCUGCAACACUUUUUCAAAAACAUACCAUUAACUCAAUAAAUUAAAGACCCUAUUGCAUGUUCGAGACAUUAUUGUUAAAUAUGGUUCCAAUGUAUUUAUUUGAAAAUCAUGAAUCUUUUAAAUGUCAUAUA